Molecule: messenger RNA, 927 nt
Organism: Rattus norvegicus (Norway rat)
Lineage: Eukaryota; Metazoa; Chordata; Mammalia; Rodentia; Muridae
Gene: Or4n5
Product: olfactory receptor family 4 subfamily N member 5
Exons: 1
Coding region: 1-927 (308 amino acids)
Biological process (GO): G protein-coupled receptor signaling pathway; detection of chemical stimulus involved in sensory perception of smell; signal transduction
Cellular component (GO): membrane; plasma membrane
Molecular function (GO): olfactory receptor activity; G protein-coupled receptor activity
Source: RefSeq, marked reviewed
AUGGAGAUCAAGAACAGCUCAGUAGUCACGGAAUUCAUCCUCCUUGGCCUGACCCAGUCUCAAGAGGCUCAACUCCUGGUCUUCACAAUGAUUUCAGUUUUCUACCUAAUAAUUCUUCCUGGAAAUUUUCUUAUCAUUUUCACCAUUAGAUCAGACCCUGGACUCACAGCCCCACUUUACUUCUUUCUGGGAAACUUGGCGUUCCUGGAUGCCUCCUACUCCUUCAUUGUGGCUCCCAGGAUGCUGGUGGAUUUUUUCUGUGAGAAAAAAGUCAUUUCUUACAAAGCCUGCAUCACUCAGUUAUUCUUUCUGCACUUUCUUGGAGCGGGAGAAAUGUUUCUUCUUGUCGUGAUGGCCGUCGAUCGUUAUAUCGCUAUAUGUCGUCCUUUAUACUACUCUACUCUCAUGAACCCUAGAGUCUGUUAUGCAUUGUUGCUGGCUCUGUGGCUUGGGGGCUUUGCUCAUUCCAUUGUACAAGUGGCCCUUAUCCUCAACUUGCCCUUUUGUGGGCCAAACCAGCUGGAUAACUUUUUCUGUGAUGUUCCACAGGUUGUGAAGCUAGCCUGCACGGAUACCUUCGCCGUGGAGCUCCUGAUGGUUUCUAACAGUGGUCUACUUACCCUCUUAUGCUUCUUGGGACUGCUGGCCUCCUAUGCUGUCAUUCUCUACCACGUAAAAGGACAUUCCUCCGAAGGGAAGAGCAAAGCCAUCUCUACGUGCACCACCCACAUUAUAAUCGUGUUUCUCAUGUUUGGGCCUGCCAUUUUUAUCUAUACACGCCCUUUCCAGGCUCUCCAAGCUGACAAAGUUGUUUCUCUCUUCCACACGGUCAUCUUUCCUUUGAUGAAUCCUGUGAUCUAUACACUUCGCAACCAGGAAGUGAAAACUUCUAUGAGGAAAUUGUUAAGUCAGCAUGCGGUUUGCUGA